AUGGGAGGGGCGCGAGGGAGUAUGUACUCGCCGGUUCGCUUCGGCGAGCUCACGCACCCUGUCGUCUUGGAUGGAGGCAUGGUGUUGCUAGGGCGUCGCUGUGCUCAGCAGCGACGUCACGAAGAUUUCACUAGACACCGCCGCGAGGCGGUGUAA
Peronospora matthiolae is the source of this 156-nucleotide messenger RNA. The record is from the annotation of a GenBank genome assembly. Lineage: Eukaryota; Oomycota; Peronosporomycetes; Peronosporales; Peronosporaceae.